AUGGAGAACAUGGAAGAAGAUCCACCCGUUGACAGAAGGAAGCGGAAGAAGAUCAAGAAGAAGAAGAAGAAUGAAAUCCCUACAACUAUUCAGCGGUUUGAAUUUGCUGAGAUGAAUAUUAAGCAUCUUGAUUCUGGAAACACUCUGGAGUUGGUAAAGCGGGCGAUUCGUCUGGGAUAUGACACAGUGGUCAUUAACGUAGAUGUGGGGGAUCUAAGGAGUAAUGGGGAUUCGGAUGAGGUAAGGAAAAGGAGCUUUAACAAUUAUUAUAUGUAAUUUAGCCUCCAAAGAAGAAAAAGAAGAAAGGAAAUUCAGAUGUGGAGCAGAAAUUUGAUAAAAUCCCGGAUCCCUUUGUAAUAGACGAGUCUAAACUUGACCUCAGCCAACUGGAAGUUAAUGGAAAGAAGUUCCGACAGUUUAGGUAUGCUUUUCACUUUUACUGUUGCGAUUUUAGGUAUUCUCACAAUUGUCGUUAUAUUUAUUUUAGCCGGUUAACCGUCACUUUGACUGAUACGACGAGUAUUCAUAAACUUCAGCAUCAUCCAAAAAGGCCGUUGUACGACAUUAUUGCUGUGCGAUGUUUGGAUGAGGGAAUGCUGACGACAAUGUCGCGGAAAGGAGAGCUUAUUGAUAUUAUCUCGCUGGAUACUGCAGAACAAGAUGGACGAUUUCAAUGGGUUCAUAAGCAGAAACUGAUACAGGCAUGUAUCUCGGAGGGAUUGGCGUUUGAAAUCAGUUAUACACAUGCGCUGAAUGAAAGUAAAUUAAGAAGACAGGUAAGAGGUGGGCUCUGUAGUGGUUGUGCUGAAGUUUUAGUUGUUUCUUCAUACAAACUACAUUAAUUUAAGAACAUAUAACUUACUGUUGAUUUUUUCAGACCCUUUGCAAUGCGAAACACCUAUAUAGGAUAUCUCGAAAAGGGAAAGGGAUAAUUUUGAGCAGUGGUGCUGAGUCAAUCUUUGCCAUGAGAGGUCCAUUUGACACUGCCAAUCUUGGGAUCCUUUUUGGAGCAAAACCAAAUGAGGGGAAACGAUUUAUCUCCGGUAAGGACUGUUUGUGUAUUAUUCAUUGGUGUUUAGAUAAUUGCAUGGAUGUUUUACUCCGCUCUCAGUCUCGCCGAACAGUGAAAGGCGCUUUUCAUGCUGCCGAACUUACUAAUGUCCCUGUACCUCCAAAUGAAACCAAGGAAUCUCACUUAAAUCGGCUUGAGGAAGUGCCAGAAUUCAAGGAACAAAUGGCUGAUGUAAAGUCAGAGACGUGA
Bursaphelenchus xylophilus (pine wood nematode) is the source of this 1261-nucleotide messenger RNA. The record is from the annotation of a GenBank genome assembly. Lineage: Eukaryota; Metazoa; Nematoda; Chromadorea; Rhabditida; Aphelenchoididae.